AUGAAUGCCACCAUACAUCCGUCGGCGUCGUUCGACGAGCAGAGAGCGGCGGAAUCCCUAGAAAGAGCGAUGAGAGGCUUCGGCACCGACAAGAAAAAGGUGGUCGAUGUACUCGUCGGAUGCAAUAACGCCCAACGACAAAUGAUUCGUACACCGUACAAGGUUCGCUACGGUAAGGAUCUUGAGUCCGAACUAAAACGUGAACUAUCUGGAGAACUGGAGGAUGUUAUAGUUGCGCUGAUGCAGACGCCAACGAAGCGUGACGUUCUCGACAUCCAGAAAGCAGUUAAGGGUUUUGGUACGAACGAAAAAGUUCUGAUCGAAAUUCUCGCUUCACGCAGCAAUGAAGAAAUUCAGGCGAUACGGUAG
Angiostrongylus costaricensis is the source of this 369-nucleotide messenger RNA. Lineage: Eukaryota; Metazoa; Nematoda; Chromadorea; Rhabditida; Metastrongylidae. The record is from the annotation of a GenBank genome assembly.